This is a messenger RNA of Theobroma cacao (cacao), 1559 nucleotides long. RefSeq names its product glutathione S-transferase U10-like. Lineage: Eukaryota; Viridiplantae; Streptophyta; Magnoliopsida; Malvales; Malvaceae. Gene Ontology annotation, biological process: glutathione metabolic process. Gene Ontology annotation, cellular component: cytoplasm. Gene Ontology annotation, molecular function: glutathione transferase activity. The record is from RefSeq and is a predicted model, not a curated record.
AAGACUUCUUUGAUAUUUUACCCAAAAAAAGGGCUCAACCUGUUUAUUUGCCAGCUCUACACUAGUCAAUCAGAAUAUAUAAGCUUUGGACAAAAAAGAGGUUCCUGCUGCUAUCUUAUCAGCCAAGAAAACAUUUUGUUUAGGAACAAUUAAAAAUUUAAAUCAUCUUUGAACUUCUUCCCCAAGUCUUUGACUUGUUGUUCAAAGUUGGUGCUUUCUCCCCUUCUUUACUCAUCCUUCUGCAAUUAUAUAAAUGCCUCAAACCGUCCCAAGAUGCAUCACACCAAUUGAAGAGGUAUAAGCAACAUAUAGAUACUGAGAAUGGACGGGAAACAAAGCCAGGUUGUGCUGAUUGGGACAUGGGCUAGCGGCUACUGCAAGAGAGUUGAAUUGGCCCUCAAGCUUAAGGGCAUACCCUACGAAUACAUAGAGGAAGACCUGGAAAACAAGAGCUCCCUGCUCCACCACUCUAAUGCUGUCCACAAGAAGGUGCCUGUGCUGUUGCACGAUGGUAUACCCAUUGCUGAAUCACUUGUAAUACUUGAAUACAUCGAUGAGUACUGGAGCAAUGUUGCUCCCAAACUCUUACCGGAGGAUCCUUACCAGAGAGCCAAAAUUCGCUUUUGGGCCAAUUAUCAUGACCAGAAGAUCAUGCCGGCUAUUUGGCACAUCGCCUUGUCUCAAGGCAAAGAACAUGACAAAGCCAUCGAGGUCUACCAUGGAUUGCUGAAGGUGUUUGAAGAAGGUAUCGAGAAGGACUUUCCGGCCAAAUCUCCUUUCUUCAACGGUGACAGCCUGGGUUUUCUUGAUGUCAUCGUCGGGACAGUCGCAUGCAACUACCAGGCCUUUCAUGAAGUGGUUACUGUGAUUUUUGAUCCAGCAAAACACCCUUCGUUUUUCUCAUGGGUGACUGCUCUGAAAGAACACCCUCUGAUCAAAGAGGUUCUACCUCCCCAUGACAAACUGGUUGCCUUGAUGAGAAAGAAGUAUUGCCAAUCUCCUAAAGCUUAGAUUCAGAUGCAUAAACAGCCUAUCACUACCAUUUUAUAUGACUGCCAAUAUGAAUAUCAUGUACUCAAUGUUUGCACCUGAAUUAAAAGUCUAACUAGUCUGUUUUCCGAACCCAACCAUCAAGUUCAUUGAAAAAGAUGAUGGCUAAAGCAUAAUGUAAUUCAGAAAAAAUUGAAACUGCUCAGCUCAGAUCAUUCUGCAAGACCUCCUAUGAUGUAAACCAUGUAUUACUCAGACCACAUACAACAUUUGACUGAAAAAAGCUAUCAAGAUGUAGUUACAUCUGGCCUUUCCUCUGAAGUGGUCAAAUAUACGCACAUUGCAGAAUGAAUAAGAAUAAGGAGCAGCAUAUGUCAUAUUGAGGCAAUCAGAUAACUAGUUUAAUGAUAAUAGCAGAAACCACUAAUCUGCAAAUACAUAGAUCAUCCAAAUCCAGUUCCAACAUGAAAUUUCAGUGACCAGCUAACAAGUGAAUGAACAAAACAAAAUUUUUAACACAAGUAGAUUUGUCGACGAAGAUGAAGUAGAACACAUUUCAUAGCAGCCAA